ACAUCAAAUGUCAGUCAUACUCAAUAGAUUGCCAAAUUUUACAUUUUUUAAUUUUUGUUAGACUUUUUUUUUCAAAUUAAAAACGAGAACAGUUUUUUUUACCCAACAGUCUUACGAAAUAUGACUUUUCUGUUAAACUGAACUUGUGACUCCAUUAAAAAGAGAAAACAAUUCCGUGAUGGUGAAAUAUUCGAAUGAAUUAAUGUUAUUGCAAAAUUCAAUUUGUGUGUAGUGUUUAUGUUUAAUCACCAAACAACACAUCAUGAAACGACAAAAGCAUCGCAAUCACACGUACUUCCGUGUGAGUGACUAUUCGAACGAUCAUGAAGACUCAUCGGAAUAUCCGUUGCAACCAACAAUUAACACGCAGACCAACAACUUUAACAUCCUGGAAGCUCAAAUUCAAGAAGGCGACACACUACAAGCAAUAGCAUUGCGUUUCAAUUGCACGGUGGCCGAACUGAAACGACUUAACAAAAUCGAAAAAGAGUACGAAAUCCAUGCUCGCAAAAUCAUCAAAGUUCCAGUGACACCACAUUCACUGCUGCUGGAAAAUCAACCUCUAGUGCACAGAAGUGGACAAAGCAGUCCGAAACACGGUCAAAACAAUAAGGAAAAUGUAGCAAAUGAAAAUCUUCUUUCUGCUGCUGUUAGUUUAUCCACUGAACCAUCAAUUAACGACAUCAUAUUAAAUACGCCAAUUGCAUCCAAUCACUACGAAGACGCCACAGCUCCGAAACCCGACCAUCAUUCGAGUGCAAUAGAUGAUCCGUUGCUAGGCGAUGCAUCGAACGAAUAUGGUGGUAUGGAUAGUCGGUCGAGGCCGCAUUCCAUUUCCGGUCAAAAUAUUGAUUUUAGGGACUUCUCUUGUUCGGGAUCGGAUUGUGAUAUUUCGUGGAUUUUCCUUCUAAUUUGUAUUUUAGUUUUAUGUUUUGCUAUUCCAUUGGUUUAUGUCUUUUAUAUUGCCGAACAGGAAGAAAUUCAUAGGCACGACCAUAAUCAGUCGCAUCAGAGCUGAGACUUUUGGUUUCUUUUUGUUUUGUUUAAAUUACCAGUUAACUAGAAGAACUGAACAUGGUUAAUCCCCCAUCACAGGAGUAAUAACGUUGUGGCUAUGAUAAUUCAUCACUUUGUUCGUUGGUAGUCGUAAUGAAUGAUUCUUACAAGAUCAACACCUCAGUUUUGAUGGUUUGAUAAGGUUUCUAAUAAUGUGCCUUCUGCUGCUGUACAUAUACUGACAGGAAAAUAUAAAUAAUUUAUUUGGA
Bradysia coprophila is the source of this 1265-nucleotide messenger RNA. Its product is annotated as lysM and putative peptidoglycan-binding domain-containing protein 3. NCBI's taxonomy places the organism in Eukaryota, Metazoa, Arthropoda, Insecta, Diptera, Sciaridae. The record is from RefSeq and is a predicted model, not a curated record.